UCACAGGUCGUUACUGGAGUGUCAACAUUGCAGUCAAUAAGCUCCCACAUUAAAAGUACAUGCAACAUAUUGAGCGUAUGUACUAAACCUUCAGCCAGCUCAUUUAGUUUUGCAUAACACGGCUCAUGUGUGUCACAGGCUGAGCUGUGCCUUAAAUGUACAGCAAAGCAAACCAGACUACAGAAACAGUGCAGUGGUUCAGUGCAGCAGCUCUGAGGCCAUUUGUUGGUUCAUUGAUGCCUGUCAUCGAUUCCCCUGUCACUUCCUCUCAGCUAUAGUGUGCCAUUGAUUGUUUUUCAGAGUUUGGCAAAUGUUGGGCUGCAGACUGCGAGCUGAGGGUCAGUCCUCUGCCGCGUGCCAGAGCGGACGCCUGCAGAAAACCACAUGUGCGUUUGUUUCACCUAAAUAUGAAGCGCAACAGAGCAGAGUAAACGUUCUUGAACAUACUUAAGGAUGGGAGUUUGAUUGAUCAUGGCUGACUGCUGGUCAAAACCAAGGAGGAUCUGACUCGCUGUUUUCAGAUCAGAGCUCCAUGUCUGACUCAGACCUUAUGAAGACUGGGGGACCAGGCAGCAGGGGCCCUGAAUGCCACUCACCCCCAACUCCCAGGAUGGAGCUCCUUAGUGCCUCCAAGGUGAAGGACUGCUCUCAGAACGUCAAAGAGAAGGUCACACAGGUACUUUCUCUGGAGUCUGAUGUACUUCCUGAAUACAAACUCCAGGUGCCAGAGACAACAUGGUGGAUCUUGCUUCACUACAGCCCAUUCAAGGCCUUCUGGGACUGGCUCAUUCUCCUGCUGGUCCUCUACACGGCUGUUUUCACUCCAUACUCAGCCGCCUUCCUCUUGGACGAGCACGGGGAUGUGCGACAGAAGACAUGUGGCUACACGUGUGACCCUCUGAAUGUGGCGGACCUCAUGGUGGACGUGCUGUUCAUUGUGGAUAUAGUCAUCAACCUUCGCACGACGUAUGUGGACCAGAACGACGAGGUGGUCACGCAGCCGAGCCACAUUGCCAAGCACUAUGUUAAAGGCUGGUUUGCUAUUGAUCUGUUAGCAGCGAUCCCGUUUGAUCUUCUGAUUUUCAGAUCUGGCUCUGAUGAGAUGGCGACCCUAACGAGCCUGCUGAAGACCGCUCGGCUGCUACGAUUGGUCCGUGUGGCGAGAAAACUGGACCGAUAUUCUGAAUACGGGGCUGCUGUACUCUUCUUACUCAUGUGUACCUUUGUACUCAUCGCUCAUUGGUUAGCCUGCAUUUGGUACGCCAUUGGCUUUGUGGAAAGGCCGUAUACAGAGACUGGUUGGCUGGACAACCUGGCUGAACAACUAGGCAAGGCAUACAACGACAGUGACUCGUCCUCUGGUCCAUCGGUCAAAGACAAGUACGUCACUGCUCUGUACUUUACCCUGAGCAGCCUGACAAGUGUGGGCUUUGGAAAUGUUUCCCCAAACACCAACUCUGAGAAGAUCUUCUCCAUUUGCGUCAUGGUCAUUGGCUCUCUCAUGUAUGCCAGCAUAUUCGGGAACGUGUCUGCCAUCAUCCAGCGGCUGUAUUCAGGUACAACCCGCUACCACACCCAGACGCUGCGAGUCAAAGAGUUUAUCCGCUUCCACCAAAUCCCAGGUGGCCUGCGCCAAAGGCUGGAGGAGUACUUCCAGCACGCCUGGUCAUACACAAAUGGCAUCGACAUGAACGCUGUGUUGAAGGGGUUCCCACAGUCUUUGCAGGGCGACAUCUGUUUGCACUUGAACAGAUCUCUGCUGCAGAACUGUAAGGCUUUCCGUGGAGGGAGUCAAGCGUGUCUGCGCGCCCUGUCUAUGAGGUUCAAGACAGUCCAUGCUCCUCCAGGCGAUACUCUAAUCCACUGCGGAGACAUCCUGGACUCUCUUUUCUUCAUCUCUCGUGGUUCCAUCCAUGUCAUUAGGGAUGAGAUGGUGAUAGCCAUAUUAGAGAGGAAUAACAUCUUUGGUGAAGCUAUCCACCUUUAUGAUGAGCCAGGGAAGUCCAAUUCUGACGUGCACACCGUCACAUACUGCGAUCUUCACCGCAUCCUGAGGGACGACCUGCUGGAGGUCCUGGAUAUCUACCCAAGCUUUGCAGAUAACUUCUGGAGGAACCUGGAAGUCACAUUUGACCUGAGAGAUGCUGAUCAAAUCUCCCCAAUAAUAACAUCUGAUGAUUCUGGUGACAGCUGUGGAUAUCACCAUAAGGCAAGAUACAAAAACCACUCCCUGGACUGCAGGAUUAGACCUGACGGAAUCGAUCACGAAGACUCGUACCCCCUUCAGUCCCUCCGGCAUCGUCACUCAUCUCCCCAGUCCCACUGGGAUGACUACUGUAGCUGUGGUUCCCCUUGCUCUCAGUCCGGUGAGGACCUGGAAAAGUCUCACAUUCAUGGUGCCAAAGUUGAGCUUUACCCUCCAAAGGAUCCCUCACAGGAUUACUCCCCCUCUGUCAUGCAACUUCUGCCCCCAAGUGGCGUGACAGUGGGAAGUGAAGCAGUACCGAUCAGGAGCCACCAAGGAGUGUAUCAGUACUGGCCAGACCGACAGUCCCAACAGUUCCCCGGUCGCACGUGGCGAUCAUCUUCUGUCCGCAACGCAUACCACCAACCACCAUUCACAGAAGAAAGACCCAGUGAGCUUGAAUCUCGACUAGAGCUUUUACAUUCACAGCUCAACAGAUUGGAGACACGCAUGACGGCAGACAUCACUGUUAUUCUGCAGCUUCUCCAGAGGCAGAUCACUCCAGUUCCUCCAGCGUACAGCACUGUGUCGUCUGCUGCCCCGCCCUCUAACUCCACAGCUCUGUAUGUAACUGGGUCGCCAGUAAUGCACAACAUGUAUCCCAUCUCUCCCAGCAGAGCGCCCCCACAGAACUCAAACCAGACUGACCUUACAUUCACCAAGAAGUCCCAGGAGUCUCUGUCCAGUGGAAUCCAUGUGACUUUGGCAUCAGACGACACCAUGUUCAUGACUGUCACCCCUGAAACUGAGACCCACAUGGGGUUAACGCCACAGCUGCCCCAAGCAUCAGUCAGAUCCUCCAGGCUGUGUGGCAGCCUACGCUGCCCCUCCCUGCCAGGGAACCUGGACCUCAGCCCUGGACUGAUAGAGAACCAGAAACACCUGUCAGACCCUGUGCUGCCCAUCAUCUGAGGACUAAAGUAGUAACACACACUGCUGCAUAAGAGUGACAUCACUAACACCUUCUGGUGUCUUUAAUUUACUGAAAAAUGUCAUCAUUUAAUGUUUAACGAUUUAGGAACACAAGUUUCAUAGUACUGUCACAUCUGCUCACUCGAUAUUUCCUCUUUUUCACGUCAUUCCCUGUAAACACUCGUGGUGCACAAUCCUUUUCCAGUCUAUAUAUUUAAAAAAAAUUAAACAUGCAUGAAACACGUCACAUUUGUUCCAUAAAAAGGUGUGUGUGUGUGUGUGUGUGUGUGUGUGUGUGUGUAACUGAACUUACGGUGUCAAGACCUCUCACGAAGAGCAGGAGUUCAUCAAGUGACUUCAGAGAGAGAUUGACAGGAGCUGAAUAUGAACGUGACGAAGGUGAAGCAUCUGAGCCGGCACGCCACAAACAAUCUGAACAAAGUGAAACACAAGUAUACAAAUUACACACUCUUCCCAAUGCUGUGUAACACUAAAUUAAUAAAUAAAUAAUAAAGCUUUGGAAUAAUUCUGUUUACAGGCGAUGCUAUAGGCACAAUAGUGUCAGUGCGAUUGAUUAGUGGAGAGAUAGAGUGGAAUGACCGAUCCACUGUUGUGGAACACUCAUUAUUCUCUAUAAUGGGAGACAGAGUAUUUUGGGGAGAUUGAAUCUGGUUUCAUCCAUGUUUCUUUGCUUCUUUGUGAACAUUAAUGUUCAUAUUACAAGGUUAUCUAACAAAACUCUGACCCUAACCCAAUGAUAUGCAGCGUAAAAAUCUAGUGGACACAUGAAUGUCAAUUUUUAUUCCAUACCCAGCACUGCAUAACACGCAAACACAAGUACUUAACAUCCUUCCUUACUGAAACCACCAAUGCACGACAAAAUAAAAUACCUAUGGUUUUCACAAGGCGUCAUAUCUGUUAGUGUUUUUGUUCUGCUUAGUCAGUUUUUGUGUUAGUUUAUGUUUAAAGUCACGUUAAGUUCAUGUCACUUUUAGUGUUGGGUUUGAUUUUCACUUCCCCUUUUAUUUUGGUAAACGUCCAUGUCUUCCUGUCGCGUUGUUUCUUCAUCUGUCUUGACACAUCUCCCCUAAUUCCCUCAUGCACUUCACCUGGUGAUCCUUAAGUAAUCACUCACACCUGCCCGUGAUUCCCUCUUCCCUAUAUAGUGUCCCCAGUCCCUCUGUCAUGUGCCAGUGUGUCGUUUAUGCUUCCAAGAGAACACGUCAGAGUCCAAGUCUGCUUCACCUUUUGUUUAGUAGCUCUAUUGCUAAGUAUAGUCUUCUUUAUUUUCUACUUCUGAGAAGAAGUGAUUUUGAUUUUGCCUUGUUUUGUCCUUCAAGAGAAAACAAUAAAUACUUUUGAAUCUUUCAUCGUGCCUC
This is a messenger RNA of Solea solea (common sole), 4536 nucleotides long. RefSeq names its product potassium voltage-gated channel, subfamily H (eag-related), member 6b (gene kcnh6b). Lineage: Eukaryota; Metazoa; Chordata; Actinopteri; Pleuronectiformes; Soleidae. The coding region runs from base 533 to 3157 and encodes 874 amino acids. Gene Ontology annotation, biological process: regulation of heart rate by cardiac conduction; membrane repolarization during action potential; regulation of ventricular cardiac muscle cell membrane repolarization. The transcript is spliced from 12 exons. The record is from RefSeq and is a predicted model, not a curated record. Gene Ontology annotation, molecular function: inward rectifier potassium channel activity. Gene Ontology annotation, cellular component: membrane.